AGUUAGCUUUCAACGCUCACCCUGUUACCUUACAGACACUCCCAGAUCCACUUCGUUUAGAAAACCAUCAUGCCUACUAGCGCCCUCGCCCCCGUCAUGUACCAGCUGCAGGAGAGCUUCAACAACUUCGACCUAAAACACUGGGUCAGCCAGCUGGACUUUAAGACGGUGGGUCUCCUGGCAGUGGUAGUGGUGGGUGUGAUUUUCUUUCUGGACCUGUUCACCAAGUCCUACGCUCCCUAUGGCAGGAGUCUCUUGGUCUCCGCUGCUCAAACCUGGGACAACAGGGAUCAGCUGGGACUUAACGAUGCCGUCCGUGGAAGUCGUUCGCUGGAGCCAUUGUCUAAUGUCCUGGACGCCCUGGCUGAGGCGGUGUUGAAGUGGGAAGAGCCUGAAGCCAGCGCCGUCAAGAACCGUGCACUUUGAAAUAUUGGAUUAAGUUUUUUACUGUACCCUGAUGGUGACAACGAAGGAGAAAGAAGAACUCGAGGACGUCUCCGCCUGUAGUCGUAAACUAUGAAGCUGGUUUUGACUACAAUGGCGUAGGCAGUGAAGAAGAAAGACGUGUUAGAAUCAGGAGUCACAGCUAUACUCAGGUCACUCUGUAUUAUAAGCCGUUGUUGUUACAUCGUGAAUCACAACCCUUUGUUAAAUGUUUGUUCUCUAACUCAUUAUUUGUAUUGUUAAUAAUUUAUUAUGUAAAAAAAUACAUUUCCUAUCAAAGA
Homarus americanus (American lobster) is the source of this 725-nucleotide messenger RNA. RefSeq lists its product as uncharacterized. The transcript has 3 exons. NCBI's taxonomy places the organism in Eukaryota, Metazoa, Arthropoda, Malacostraca, Decapoda, Nephropidae. The record is from RefSeq and is a predicted model, not a curated record. The coding region runs from base 70 to 426 and encodes 118 amino acids.